AUGAAAGUUUCUUAUUUGUGGACUUUAGGCAGAGGGAGAGGAAGGCAACCAAACACCCCUAAGAGCACGUCUACUGCAGCUACUCUGAUAAGAAGGGUAAAUCGAGACAAGAGUGAUUACAAGGUACAUAUCAUAGUUCAGGGGUCAAAGACUCCCAGCCAAGCUACCGAUGCCUCCUCUACGCCGUCGACGAGCCGCGCGGGGUCGGAAUCCGAAACUGUCGAAGACAAAACUCCCAAAGCAGAUAAGCCCGCUUCUACAUUUUCUACACCGACCAGCGCCGCCGCCGGCGUGUACCCCUGCACUCUGUGCGCGUUCACCACCACGCGCCUCAACGUCCUGAUCUUACAUAACAAAACACACAGUGCCACAUACACACCAUACACACCUUCGCCCGUACGCAAGAAACCUGCCGCCAAACCAUCCUCCAAGGCCACCCCGAACAAAACGCCGAAAGCGCGGAAGCCGCGCAAAGAAAAGCCAGAAAAGGAAAAAGAAAAACCUGUCAAGAAAUCUCAAGCGCAAAAACGCACCACUGACGAGCCCCCGGAACCAGUGGAAGUGAAGAAAGCUAAGACUGACGAGGAAAUUAAGAGUAGCCUUUUAGCGGAUUGGGACGACAUGGACGAUGACGACGAUAAAUGCCCGGACCUGGCGUCCUCGCCCUCGGCGGCCGCCGUCUCGCCCGCCGAGCCCACGCCCGCCGAGCUGCCCACAGCACCGCUCCCGUCCGGCGACAGCAAUCCCAACGACGCACCGGCCGCCGAGAAACCGGAAUCCACCAGCGAUUCCAAAUACGAAUUCUGCGAAGACGAAGACUGGUCCUUAGAGGCGGACGCCGGCCGGAAAAUACCGCGGGUCAAGAAUCCCGCGAAGAGGAAGGAAAGAAAAAGCAUCAGCAUCGACGAGGAUGUCGUGGCGAGAGAAGUUGCGGACCUCCUGACCAGAACCACUGUCCCAGAGUUGCCUGCGGUGCCUGAACCUUUGACCGUCGAGCAAAAUUUUCCUGAGCCUUCCAUCGUAAAGUCCCCUGACAAAAAGGCGCAACCGAUACCAGAAUCUAGUAAACCGACUGAGAAAGUCGCGCCGGAACCGCCACCGACGAAAGCAAUUUUUAAGACUAAGACGUUUUUUCGAAGUCGACACUCCAGGAGCCAGGAUGCAAUAGGGAAGUACGUCGCCGAACAGCUGAACGCCGAAAGAAUGGACGUGGACACUGAAUUGAACGGUUCGGAAGUCGCGUCCUCUCCUGAAGCCAGAGAGUCUCCUCCCAUAGAACCCGUUAAAGUAGCUCGCCUUGCGCCCAAAAUACAACUCAAGAAAAUGAAAGCGGAAGCGGCUCAGUUAAGAGAAAAAGAAAAAAUAAACAUGGAAUUAGCCGCGGAGGCUAAACUCGCUGCGAAUGGUGCUAAUAGUAAGUCAGAUAUAGUAAGCCACAACCUGGCGCCUCCUGAUGAGAAAGAGGUAGUAUCUAAGUCAUCACAUCAACACAGUCAGGAUGUUUUAUAUCCUACACAAGAAAUAAAACCAAUUAAUAAGGAUACAAAUGAUAGCAAUAUACAUGAUUCACUUGCAAAUGAAAUAAAACCAAUUUAUAAAAAUAUACUUGACAAAAAAAGUGAAAUUAAAGAAUUUACUAGUAACAUACACGAGCCAUUUGAAAAAGAAAUUACAACCAGUAAUAAAGAUGAACCUGAUAAAGAAAUACAUGAACCCAUUACUAAAAUAUUCAAUAAUAUUGACACUGAAAAACUUGACGGUAAAUUAGGUAACGACAGUGAGAAACAAAUAGACGAUAAUAACCUUACAGAGAGGGAAGAUUUAUGCAAAACACCAGAAGUUGCACAAACGCCUUGUGAGCAAUUAGUUGAACCUUUCAUGAAUGAAUCUACAGCAUCCGCUGUAGAUGCCUUAUUAAGCGUUUCUAGAGACCCUGACAGAGUUACUAAAGUUGUAAGCGACGAUCCCCCUGAAGAUUUGUUUGAAGAUGACAAUAAAGAUAACGUAGUGAGUAACAAUGUCAAUGGUUUUGACGAAACUAAUAAAGACAAUCUAUUUGUAGAAAAUAAACAAAUUGAUCAAGAAAUGGAGCAAAUUACAGAAGAAACCGUCGUGUCUGAAGUUUCCCUAAAACAGACAAUUGAGCAUGACAAUGAUAUGGUUGCUCAACAUGUUGACUUAAAUGAAAGUAAUACCGAAUCCACAUGCAAUGAUAAAAUGAUAGAAAUUCCACAAAUAUCGGAAGAAACUACUGAAUUAAUUUCAGAAACAGUAGUUGACUCCAUACCAUCUGAAUCUGACCUGCAAAUAGCGGAGGCGCUGAUUAAUCUUCCAUCAACAGCUAUACAAAAUAAUGCAUCUAGUCAACAACAUCAACAAAACAUGAAUUUGUCAACACAUUUUGCCAGCGGUGAAUCUUUUCUGGAAGAGGUAGUUGAAAGUAUAAAUGACACUAAAGAUAAUGAUGAUACAAUGGGGGAAGUGAGAUCUGAGGACAACUCCGUAGUUGACAACUCUGUAGAACACAUAAACGAAUCUGUACUACCAUUAAGUAACGACAGUCUGAAUUCAAGAUAUGAAACUGAGGAAGAGAAGAGUCAAAAUUUAAAUGCCGCACAAUCACUUGUUGAAAUGUCAGAAUGUAUCGAUCAUAAAAUUAAAGUUUCCGAAUCCAAAAAACCUGAAGUAGACAAUGUACAUUCUAUAGAUACUUUACAUACAGUGCAGGCCACUGUUAUAGAAAAAAACAAGACCGUUGAACCAAAACUUACGCCAUCGGUUUCAGACAACAGCAAUGAUCCAAUCAGCAACACACCUAAAUUUGAAACAUCAUCUUCCAAAUUGCUUAAGAUUUUAGAAGAACCUUGUGUACCGAAAAUAAUCAGUAAAACGCCACCAAAACAACUAGUGGUAACCGGAAAAGAGAAAAUACUUAACUUCGACGUCAAUAAAGGUUCCAUCAAGAACAAACCUCAAUCGCCCAAGCAGAAGAUUAUCAUUCGUCGAAAUACUCCUAGCAAAAACAUUAUCAAUAGUAUAAACGAGUUGAGUUCACCCGAGAACAUAAUUCUGUCUCGCACCGGCAAGUCGCCGCCGGACGGCUCGGCCAUGCAGACCUACACCAUUCAGGCCACGCCCGACGCGCCACCCGAUGCCAACACCAUCAUCAUCCAACAGAAGGUGCGGAAAAUUACCAAACCUGCCCCUAAAUUACAAAAGCUAAAGCAGCAGUUCUCCUUGAUGGCUCCAGUCAAUGAAUCGAAGCCGGUCAGCGAACCACCCGCGGCGGAUGACACCUUCUAUGAUAUCAAUUCCAUGCCCAUAGUGCUCUCCGAUGACAUCCUCACCCCAGAGAAUAUCGAGAAAAUGCCUAUCGUUAUGUCCGACGGCAAAAUCAUCACCAACCCCACGAACCCCCCUAAACUCGUGAAAACGAAACACAUCGAAAGCGAGAAAGUCAGCACGAUCAGCCCGAACAAACCCGAACUUAAAACCUUGCUAAUGAAUCCCGUGCCCGAGGUCAGUAAAGCGACAACACCUAAUAUUUUAUCCAAGUCGUCCAAGCUCAGGGCGUCGAAACCGAUGUUAGUCAUAGAUAAAGCGACCGGAAAACAGAAAAUUAUUAUGACUAAAGCCGACCCCACCGUCAAGGAAAUAAAACAGUCUCCCGCCAAGUUAGAGCCGGCGGCCCCGGGCGCGGCCAAGCCGGGCAAGUUCAUCAUCCUGCCCACCGGCGGCUCGCCGCGGCCCAACCGCACGCAGAAGAUCGUCAUCGACCCCGGCACAGGCAAGGCGCACGUGCUCGUGGCCAAGUCCGAGCCCGCCGCCGACAACAAGCCCGUGUCCGCCAAGCUCGUGCCGCAGCCCGCCGACGCCGGCCCCGGCAGCACCGUCAUGAUCAUCACCAACGCGCAGGGCGCGCAGUCCCGCAUAGUGCUCACCCCCGAGCACGAGAAAAUACUCUUCCCCAACAAGCAGCAGCCCAAAGUGUCGCAACUCAAGACCGUAACGCACCGGAUAACGACCGACUCCCCCCAGAAGACGAUCGUCACCUCGGUGGCGGCCACGAAGACGCCGCCCCCGAAAAUAGUCCCAAAGACACAAAAAAGCGCCAUCAUCACGUCCAAAGGGCAACUGAUCGUCGGCGGACGCGUCGCGACCACCGCGCAGAACAUAGCGCCGAUGCCCGAGAUACGGCCCAAGCGGCGGAUCGUCGCCACCGAACCGAAGAAACUCGCCCAGACCGUCCAGAAGACCUCCACGGAACCGCUCAUCUUCCUGCAGCAGAAGUCGGGCGCGGUGAUGCAGCUCACGGCGGCGCAGUUCGAGCACCUGCAGCGGACCGGCCAGAUCGUGCAGAAGGCGCCCGUCCCCGAGAACAAGAUCGUCGUGCAGAAACAGAUCACGAUCCCGUCGACCGAGGCGAUCGCGCCCGCGGCCCACAAGAAGACGAGACGGCCGGCCGCGAUGUCGCCGACGCCCGCGAAGAAGCUCAAGCAGGAGAUAGCGAUAGCGCCCGCUCCCUCCCCCGCGCCCCUGCCCGCGCUCACCCCGCUGUCGCACGCCGCGCCCGCCGCCCACUCGGAGCUCGACAACUUCGAGGAGCUGCUGCCGUCCACCGCCAUCGCGCGGCCCGCCUCCCCCGCCCCCGCCCCCGCCCCCGCCCCGGCCGACGCGCCGCCCGCGCCGCUCGCGGACGGCCAGCUGCUGGCCGUGCCCGGCGAGCACUUCGGCGGCCCGCCCGGCUCCUUCUACCUGUGCGUCGAGGACAACGGCUCGCUGACGCCCAUCGACAACCGGCCGCUCGUGCUGGAGAACAACCAGCUGGUGCCGAUGGCGGAGCCGGCGCCGGCGCCCGAGCGGCGCGACAUCCUCGAGGCGGCGCUGGCCAACAGCGACGUGUUCCGCGACCCGCCGCGCGACGACGCGCCCUUCCGCGACCUGAACGCGAACGUGUCCGUGCACUGCCGCGUGUCGGAGACGAGCACGACGCUGCACCCGAUCAUGACGCCGGUGGAGGUGCCGUCGCACGCGGCCGCGGAGCCGGCGGCGCCGGUCUCGCUGGAGGCCGGGCUGGCGGUGAUCGGCGUGACGCCGCAUGCGGUGCCCACGUCGCUGGAGCUGCCCAUCACGGUGACGGACCCGCGCAUCGCGCCGCGCGUGUCGGACCCGCUGGCGAUGCUGAGCGCGAGCGAGCCCGCGCCGCGGCCGAUGUCGAUGCCGCUGCUGCUGGACGAGGAGGCGGCGGGCAGGUCGCUGCCGAUGCUGACGGACGAGCCGGCGGAGGAGGCGCUGUGGUCGCGGCGGCUGCUCACGCCCUGCUCGGACACCUCGGAGGCGUCGGCCGAGAUCCCGCUGCAGCCCGCCAUGCGGCUCUCCGUCGACGACCUGGCGCGGGCCAGCUAGGCGCCGCCGAGUUUUUUAUUCG
Cydia amplana is the source of this 5428-nucleotide messenger RNA. RefSeq names its product titin-like. The coding region runs from base 1 to 5406 and encodes 1801 amino acids. The record is from RefSeq and is a predicted model, not a curated record. The transcript has 2 exons. NCBI's taxonomy places the organism in Eukaryota, Metazoa, Arthropoda, Insecta, Lepidoptera, Tortricidae.